AGGGCCGGCUGUAGAGUGUGCUGUAUAUUUCAUUGACGUAGGAAUACACAGGACAAACAACAACCAUGGCUUCAUACCAACAGAUCACCACCACAACUACAACCAGGAACAUAACUGGCGGCAGCAGUGGAAAUUACAUGGACGUCAGUGAUAUGCCAAUGGAAAGCGGCCAAGCAAAGACAAUGAUGUGGCAACAGAACCAAUACAUGACAGACUCUGGAAUACAAUCAGGGGCCACCACUCAGGCUCCCUCUAUUAGCAGCAAGGGAGGUCACCAUGAUGAGAUUGAAGACUCCUCCAACAUGGAUACCAACAUGUUUGACUUUGAUCAAAACUUCGGACAGGGAUUCACACAGGAACAAGUUGAUGACAUGAACACACAGCUGAACCAGACCAGGUCACAGCGUGUCAGAGCAGCUAUGUUCCCAGAAACCCUUGAAGAUGGUAUUCAGAUCCCAUCAACCCAGAUUCACCCUGACCAACCCACAGCUGUCCAGCGCUUGGCCGAGCCAUCGCAGAUGUUAAAACAUGCAGUUGUUAAUCUGAUUAACUACCAAGAUGAUGCAGAUCUCGCGACAAGGGCAAUCCCUGAGCUUACAAAGCUCUUGAAUGACGAAGACCAGGUGGUGGUCAGUCAAGCAUGUAUGAUGGUGCAUCAAUUGUCUAAGAAAGAGGCAAGCCGUCACGCCAUCAUGAACUCGCCUCAAAUGGUGGCAGCGCUAGUACGCGCCAUGGGGAACAGUAAUGAUGUAGAGACCAUACGCUGUGCAGCAGGUACUCUACACAACUUGUCCCACCACAGACAAGGUCUUCUGGCGAUAUUCAAAUCAGGGGGUAUCCCAGCCCUUGUUAAGCUCCUAAGCUCGCCAGUAGAAUCAGUCCUGUUUUACGCGAUCACCACUUUGCACAAUCUCUUGUUGCAUCAAGAGGGCUCCAAGAUGGCCGUCCGCCUAGCAGGAGGACUGCAGAAGAUGGUGAUUCUUCUACAGCGCAAUAAUGUCAAGUUUCUCGCAAUCACAACAGACUGUUUACAGAUUCUAGCCUAUGGCAACCAAGAAAGCAAGUUGAUAAUCUUGGCCAGUGGGGGACCAGGGGAGCUUGUUAGGAUCAUGAGGUCCUACACAUACGAGAAACUUCUUUGGACCACAUCCCGUGUCCUUAAAGUUCUCUCGGUCUGCUCCAGUAACAAACCAGCCAUUGUUGAAGCAGGUGGCAUGCAGGCCCUAGCAAUGCAUCUGGGACAUCAGAGUCAGAGGCUUGUCCAGAACUGUCUUUGGACAUUGCGAAACCUGUCAGAUGCUGCUACAAGGUGCGAGAACCUUGAGGGUCUCCUACAGAUGCUCACCCAAUUGUUGGCCUCAAAUGACAUCAACAUUGUCACAUGCGCAGCUGGAAUCCUCUCCAACUUGACAUGCAACAACCAGCGUAAUAAGGUCACUGUUUGCCAACUUGGCGGCAUUGAGGCCCUUGUUAGAACCAUUCUACAGGCUGGAGACCGUGAGGAGAUUACUGAGCCAGCCGUGUGUGCUCUCAGACAUCUCACCAGUCGCCACCCUGAAGCUGAAAUGGCACAGAAUGCUGUGAGGCUCCAUUAUGGACUCCCAGUCCUUGUAAAAUUGUUGCAUCCUCCAAGCAGAUGGCCUUUGAUCAAGGCAGUCGUUGGACUGAUCCGUAACUUGGCUUUGUGCCCUGCUAACCAUGCCCCAUUGAGGGAACACGGUGCUCUCCCCCGUAUUGUACAACUCCUCAUUCGUGCACAUGAAGACACACAGAGAACUAGUGAGCGUACCUCCAUGGGAUCCAAUGGUAGCCAACAAAAUGGCUAUGUAGAUGGUGUCCGCAUGGAAGAAAUUGUAGAGGGCACUGUUGGAGCCCUUCAUAUCCUUGCCCGCGAGGCCCAUAACAGAACAGUCAUCCGAGGACACAAGUGUAUCCCACUGUUUGUACAGCUUUUGUACUCCCCAAUUGAGAACAUUCAAAGAGUUGCCGCUGGCGUUCUCUGCGAGCUGGCUGCUGAUAAAGAGGGUGCUGAGAUCAUCGAACAAGAAGGUGCCACUGCACCCCUCACUGAACUUCUCCAUUCUCGCAAUGAGGGAGUUGCCACAUAUGCCGCAGCUGUGCUGUUCCGCAUGUCUGAGGACAAACCACAGGACUACAAGAAACGUCUCAGUGUUGAAUUAACCAGCUCUCUGUUCCGUGGAGACAAUGUGCCAUGGAAUGAGCCUCCAGAUUUCGGUGAUUUGUCAAUGCCCACAGAGGAGGCUUACAGAGACCAGAUGUACCAGCCCCAGCAGACAUCACACCACCAGCAACAAAACUAUCCCAACAGUGUGCCUGUAGACUCCAUGCAGGGUCUGGAUAUCAGCAGUCAACAAGGAAGUGGCUACGGCAUGGACGCAACAGUUGGAAUGAACUUUGAGAACAUGGACACUGGAAUGCAGCAGCAACAAGACAACAACCAGAUGGCUGCCUGGUUCGACACAGAUCUAUAGAUGAUUGGUCGCUAUAGUGACCAUAUCAAAGACAUGUCAGUGCUCUCCCUAGUAAGAUCGUGGCUGGACUCAUCAAGGAGACAUUAAUAUGAAACUAAAAUACAUUUUGUGAAAUUGAGUUUUAAGUUGAAAAUCAUUACUAGAGAUAUCACUGCAUGUUGUUUGAUAUGGCCUCUUUAGAGGAAUGCAGCCCGUUAGGUGCACAGCUCACAGGGGCCAAACACCCAAACAUUGGAGUAUAAAUAGAUAUAGUGUUGCUGUGUGCUCUGACGGGAGAUUUUAUACUGAGGCAAUGCAACAGAUGGCUAGAUAAAAGUCCUGCAUUAUAAAAUGUUUGUAACAUAACACUGUACAGAGACUAUUUCUAACCCUGCGUGGUUGGUGGUGGUUGCUUUACCCCUCGCUAGGAUUGUACCCAUCUGGGUGCCCAAGACAACCCUCCCUGGGGGUAGGGCAUCCACCCACUAAUGUUAUAACCGUUAGAAAAAUGGUCGUAAAAACAUACAUACAAGUUUUGUACAUAAUUAAUGCAUGCUUUUGCACAUUUGGAUUGUAGAAUUUGAACUGUUAAAUUAAAAACUUGCAAUAUCGUGACUUUUGAUUGGAGUUUUGAACAAUGAAUAUAAAAAGCUGGGAGCACUGAACCACAAACAUUGUGUAAUGCAAGAUAUAUGAUUUGAUUAAUAGCUGGGCUAAAUUGGACAGUGUUUCGAAAAUCUCGGGGUUGGAAUCUAAUGUGUACUUAAUUUAUGCCCCUCACUACAUUAUAGCCCAGAGAUGGGAGUAACACUUCAAAGGAGAAUUCCAUAUUAUCAGAGCUAUGUAUUUUAGACAUGUAUUUUAUACUUUAACUGUAUGAGCAUUGAGCACUCUCGACUUCGUACUGAGACUUUCAGUGAUUCCUUUGGACACAUUGUACAGGAUAUGAUAUAACCAAAAAUGUAUUCAUGUUUGUGUUCAUAAUGGUGUUACUUAUAUACCCUUCCAACUCAUGAUGGGCAGACAUUCUUUUUUUUAAAAAUACUAGGGUUUUGUAUAUUAAAAGGUGCAGUCCUGUUCUUAAAAAUUAACAAUGAGUUCAGAAAUAAAGUACAUGAAUGGGACUGUAUCUUUGAUCACAAAAUCCUAAUUAAUUAAGUAGGUUGAAUAUCAUUAUUAAUUUCUAAUUAUUAAUUUAUCUAUUAAACUUAUCUUGAAUGUAUGCCCAUCAUGAUACACAGUUAUAUAUAUAUAGGGUAUCAGAAAUUUCUCUAACUUAGAAAUCAAGGUGUAGAUGGUUGGUCAUUUAAGUAUGGUAACACAUUUUGUAGCUUUUAUAGACCUAUGCAUUAUAUUUUAGCUGUAGUGUAUAUUAGAAUCGUAUUACCUAACCGUCAUUGUGACAUCAUAAUAUUACCAUUUUUAUAUGGAACGCUUUUAUUUCAUUAUGUGUGCGCAUUGUCUUCAUGUAUGUUAAGAUGAAUCUCUCUUGCCUUAAAUCAUGGCCUAUUUCCAGAUUCCCCAAUAAAUGACCUUCAAGUCCUGUUCACAUAAGAUACAAAUAUAUUAUACAGACACAUACAGGCUUGCGCACAAUUCAAGAAAAUGCUAUAAACAAACAGAAUUGGAUCAUUCUAAGCCAUUUUCCUGAGCUAUGUAAUGGACUGUCUAUUAUGUGGUUCUUGGCAUUUGAAAACCAAUCAGCUUAUCCAGCUUUUUAGAUUAUUUUAGUCAUUAUAAACCAUUUUACUGUCAGACCCUAAUAUGUGUAUUUGUAUGUGAUUACUAUAUCUAAAUUAUGUGUAUUUUAUUUACAAUACUAGGUGAGAACACAAUGUAAUUAAUUGGUCAACAUAAUGAAAUAAAGUCAAUUUCUAUAAAAUAAAAUGUUGUUUUUGUCAAG
Molecule: messenger RNA, 4374 nt
Organism: Owenia fusiformis
Lineage: Eukaryota; Metazoa; Annelida; Polychaeta; Sabellida; Oweniidae
Source: the annotation of a GenBank genome assembly